Bursaphelenchus xylophilus (pine wood nematode) is the source of this 8178-nucleotide messenger RNA. NCBI's taxonomy places the organism in Eukaryota, Metazoa, Nematoda, Chromadorea, Rhabditida, Aphelenchoididae. The record is from the annotation of a GenBank genome assembly.
AUGGGCGACGGCCGAAUUGUACUGAUUGGGAACGAGACCGACAUCCUACAUUGCGGCUUUAAUUUUGCAUUAAGUCAGGGCGGGAAAAGGUAUUUCUUAUAAUGCCCAUUUUUCCUUUUCUUUUUGUUUUGAUUCUGUCUAUUGGUAUUCUGAAAAACAUAGAUGGAAGGUCGAAAGAUCCAAUUUGUGUGGUUGCAGGUAUCCCUCAGCAGAUCAUUAUGCUCAUGCGAUGAUUUUGAGCCAGCUGGGCCUGGAUGAGGUCCAUGUCCUCGAGCUUUUGGCCACUCCAUCGGCCGAGGUUCCGAGAAAGGCCCGCGAAUUGUUGCAAGAGAACAUGCCGCAGGGCCAUGACAUGAAUUCGCUGGCUCAAUAUCUGGUCAACUCGAGGAACAGCUUCACAAUGAAUGCCAUGAGAUUGAGAGCUGAACAAGAUCAAAGUAAGUGGUUUUUUAUUUUCUUCUUGGUUUUUAGGUAAUGCAAAGUAAAGUCGAAGGCAAAAUACGUUUGUCUGCAAGCUAAAGUUAUUGAUAAAACAUGAUUAAAGUCUGUUUUUUGCGAGAUACCAAGGAUUAUAUUAGUUUAGACAUAAGAUAUAAGGUUCUAGCCGAAUCUUGACGACAUUUUUCGAUUAUUCGUCGUUAAAUUGUUCUUCCACUUUUUUCACGGGUUGGUCUUGCUUUCAGACUUGGCGUUGGUGCUCUAAAGAGGUCUCCUUGAGUAAAAAGAUGAAUUUAUCUUGUGUAGGUAUCCAAAAAAAAAGUUUAGUCAAAACCAGAUAACUUAAGGUUUUUGCUUUGAGAUAGUUGCAGUGAAAGAUAAAUCAAGACUUUAUGAACGUGUUAUAAAGUUUGUGAGCCGUUUUAAUUAGUCGAAUAUCCAUUUUUCAGAGUUUGUACAAGCCCUGGUUGAUACCGAAAAUGGGCUGCUUGUCGUGUGUGAUAGAAAAGAUUCUGAAUUGGGUAUUGGAAUGGAAGAAGAGGCGUUUGUGGAUUUUAUGAAACGCCAUAGCGCCGGAUUUGAGGUUGUGAGUCGUUGGAUGGCGGAUCCGAGCAAUAAACCCCAUGAGAUUGGGAAUAAUCAACUUGGAUUCUUCUUGAUGUGGCUGAGGUUUGAAAUAAAGUAAGAGGAGUUUAAACAACAUUAAUUUGGUUGAACAAAUUCUGAUUGUAAAAUUUUUUUUUGAUACGAAAAUUUCGUUUAUUUUACAAUUGCAUGUACUAGAUAUUUCUUCAAAAAAUUUUUUGAAUUUCAGAGCCAAACAAACAGCAAAGUGGACAACUUGCUCUGAGAUUGAGGUGGAUGGAAUUAAUGUGGAUAAUGACGGGGAAACGUUGCUGCAAAUAUCCGCAUCCAACUUUGUGAUAGCCUUGGAGGUAAGUAAUGAUGUAACUGGGACGAUUGGGGAAACAGAUACCCAAAUGCUCAGUAGAAUACAGGGUGGGCCACUCGAAACGGGUAAGUUUUUUCUUUGGAUUUCUCCGCGGAGACUCCGCCGAUUUUUCUAAAAUUUAGAUUUUUCUGGAGCUGAGACCCGCCAUUUUUAACCGAUUGAAUUUCAAAAAAACAUAUUUUGAAUUGACCUUUCUAUGCCUCCCCAAAGUUUCGAAGAAUUAUUUUCGGGCCGAAAACUUUGAAAAUUUUUGGAAUGAUUUCGAAAACUUGGUCAUUUUUUUCGGGUUUUUGGGUGAAAUUUUCUUAGUUUUAUCUCAUAUAACUAUAAAAUAAUGUUGUAAAAACAAUUUAUUUUAACGACCUGAUUAUUAAUAUUUCUAUCUGAGUUCGAAAUGCCCACUUCCUCUCGCAGCACAAACUUGUAGGAGCUUUGAGAGUCUUGAGAGUCGUGAACAGCUCGAAUUGCAGAUCGUGAACAUCGUCUAUCUUCAAUCGGGCUGGGCUCCAAGCCUCAACGACUUGGAGCUGGGGCUCGUAGCCAAUUGUGUGGACUUUUGCAAUGUCGUUGAAAAAUUGGGUUUUUUUGAAAGUUCGUACCCUAGCAGUAACGCAAACAACACUAUUUUUGCUUUCAAUUUUCCUUAAACAAGUUUAGAGAGAGCAUACGAAACUUUUUACUUCCCGAUUUUACCAAAAAAAAGCCAAAAAUUUUCCAAGUCCGAGAAAGUCAAUUGAAAAUCAUUCCAAAAAUUUUCAAAGUUUUAGCGGUUUCGGCUCGAAAAUAAUUCUUCAAAACUUUGGGAAGGCAUAUAAAGGUCAAUUCAAAAUAUAUUUUUGUCAAAUUCAACCGGUUAAAAAUGGCGGGUCUCAGCUACAGAAAAAUCUAAAUUUCGGGAAAAUCGGCGGAGUCUCCGCGGAGAAAUUCAAAGAAAAAACUUACCCGUUUCGAGUGGCCCACUCUGUAUUUUCUAGACAAGUGUAAAAUAUUGAGCAGUGGUUUUCGUGCUUUUGGGUUUCUCUUAAAAUUUUUCUUAAUUUGCAAUCACUUUUUUACAUCCGGAGUUGGAGGAUUGGGGAAAAGUACGAUUGGGGAAACCGAAAAGUAUUAUUUUUCUUCGAUGCAAGUGAAAAAUUAGGAUAAUCGUGGGUGCUGAUUUCGAAAAUGGCAUUUCUUUUUUUGAUAGUUUCUUUUUUCUUUAAGUAGUACUGUAAUGUAGUCGUUUUAAAUUUUUUUAUGAAUAUUCUAUGUAGGGGUUUUCGAUGGUUCUGAUUUCGAAAAUCCUAUUAAUUUUUCCCAUAGUACUAAAUAGUACUAUCUGAUACUAUGUAGUACGAGGUGAAAUUUUGGCCUUUAUGUGUUAAAGAUGUUGUUCUGGUGCCUAGUACUAUAUCAGAUAGUACUGUUUAGUACUAUCGGAAAAGUUAACAUGAUUUUCGAAAUCGGAACCAUCGAAAACCUCUACAUCGAGUAUUCAUAAAAAAACUUCAGAAAAUUACUACUUUACAGUGCUACUUAAAGAAAAAAGUAUUGUCCUAAUUUCACACUUGCGUCGAAGAAAGAUAAUACUUUUCGGUCCCCCCAAUCGUCCAACCCCGGUGAUGGUAGUAUAUUUUUUUCCAUUUUGCGGCUUCGUAUUUUAAAAGGCGUUUUUCUUAAUUUGUGGUAAUUUUUGAAACAACUUGCAGGGAAUUUUCCGUCCUCUGAGCAAUUAUCACGUGUCUCCAUUAGAGCUGAAGGGGGAAACCUAUCGGUCGGUGGAGCACUAUGCAUAUCAACGACUCUUCGAAGCCCUGAAAUUGGAUGAACUUGAAAUCAUGAAACUUCGCACAACCGUGAAGCCCUCGGAUCUUCCAAUUGUGGCAAAUCGAGUCGCGAAAAGACUUAAAGUAAUAUAAAUUUUUGAUUUUUUUUGGCGUUUUUGUUCGUGGCUUUAGGCAAUUGAUUUUUUUUUUUACUUUUUUAGGUGGAUCCCGGUGAAUUCGCCCAUAAGAAACUAAAGAUGGAUCGUUGGCGGCAGUCCGCGAUGAAACAUAAGUUCAGCAAGAACAGCGAUCUUCAACAGUUGCUUUUGAGUACUGGAUUCGCGAUUCUGAUUGAUUGCACUGGUGAGCUUAUAAUUUUUAGCGGAGUUGGACGAUUGGGGAAAAAGAGGAUUGGGGAAACCGAAAAGUGUUAUUUUUCUUCGAUGCAAAUAUGAAAUUUGGAUAAUCUAGGGUGCUGAUUUCGAAAAUGACAUUCAUUUUUUUUUGAUCUUUACUGUUUUCUUUAAGUAGUACUGUAAUGUAUUAAUUUUUUGAUUUUUUUCACAAAUACUCGAUUUAGGGGUUUCAAUGGUGCUGAUUUCGAAAAUCUUAUUCAUUUUUUUUUUGAUUUGAAAGCAGCAACGUCUAAAACCCCAAAAUCGAGUAUUAUUAGUAUUAUUCAUGAAAAAAAUUCAAAAAAUUACUUCAUUACAGUACUACUUAAGGAUAAAAGUAAGCUUCAAAAAAAAUGAAUGUCAUUUUCCAGAUCAGCACCCUCGAUUAUCCUAAUUUCGACACUUGCAUCGAAGAAAAAUAACACUUUUUGGUUUCCCCAGUCGUCCCAGUCCCAAUUUUGGAACAGUUUCUUGUCAUGUGGACCAGAGAUUACCGCGGCCAAAAUUUUGGCUCGAAUGUCAGGCACGUUGAGCUACACGCGCUCAUUGUGCCUGACAUUCAAAAAAAUAUUUUUCCAAAAAUGAAUGUUAUUAGUGUCAGAGAUGACACACCCAAAGUUUUUGACUCAAGUCGCAUCCUUACCUGUAUCCCAGUAUUUUUCAAGCAAGCAAAAUCACGAAAAAUUUCACUUUUUUGAACACUGCGAAGCAAUUUUUAGAUAGUGUUUUUUUUUCAAAAAUGUGAUUUUUUUCAAUUUUUUUGAUGUUCUUAAAUUGUUAUUUGGUUUUUUUUUGUUUUCGGUGAUGUAAUUUUGAUCCAUUUCAGACACCGCAGAAAGCAAGUGGGUCUCGAAUGUGGAUGAGUUUGAGCUCCAACACCUCCUCACCAAAUCCUACAUCACUCCUCAUGAAAUCAUCGACUACAUGUGCGAACGCAAAGAACCCGCCAAAUCCUUGGCUCAUCUUCAAGGCAAUCGCUCGGGAAUUUUCCUGAUGGAACUCCGCAGAAGGUUGGCCCAGCAGUCCGAUGAAAGAAUCCCCUUGGUAUCUCCGAUCAUUGCAAAUGCUGUAAAGACUGGAGUGUCCUCCCAUAUGAUUUGUUUCACCCCCGAAAGUGUGUUGCAUCCGCUGUAUCCGGCCGAGAUUUAUGUGGACGCGGUUAGAUAUCGAAGUCCGAUUCAUUGGGUCGUUCAAAGAGCUGUGAAGUAAGUAAAAGAUGCGAGUUGAUCUAUAAAAAUUUUUGACAAGGAAGGUACUUUUAUGGGUAUGGAGUUACAGGUCGAGACAUGUAUCAAAAAAAUUGCAAAAUUUUUCUAAUUCAGAAUAUGUAAAAGUUAGCUGCCUAAUUUUGAUUUGUAAGGGUGAAAAAAUCCUCAGAAGUUUUGACGCAACACCACGAAAAAGUUUUGUUUUGAGCUAAAGUAAACCUUGGAAUCUUGACAAUUUGAUUAAUAAUACACCUUAAUUAGAAGUUCCAAUGUAAAACGGGGGCUUUUGCGUGGUUUUGCGAGAAAAGUUUUGAGGAUUUUUUCACCGUUACAAACCAAAGUUAGGCAGCUAACUUUUACGUAUUCUGAAUCAGAAAGAUUUUGCGAUUUUUUGAUAUAGAUCUCGAUCUGUAACUCCAUACCCCAUAGAAGUACUUUCCUUGUGAGACCCUUGAGAUAACGUUUUCGAUUGUUAUUGCCGAAAAAACGAUUUUAAAAAACGAAAAAACAAAAAUGCCACGAACCGGGAUCGAACCGGUGACCUUUAGAUCUUCAGUCUAACGCUCUCCCAACUGAGCUAUCAUGGCGAGUGGGGAAAAGGGCUUCGGAAACGUACAAAAUAGAUUAUAGAUAGAAUAGAGGCUAGCAUAGAACAAAAAAAAGAUUUUGGGCUUCAUUGUUCUAUUUCUUGAUAAUUUAAACAUCAAAAAAUUAUUUUGGAAUAAAAUUUUAUUUUCGAUUUUAGAUUUUUCGAGCUCGACGAGGAAACGGAAAAAUAUUUGCUGGAUAUCGAAGACACACUCGAAGUAUGGUCCCAUCUGCAUUACAUUCUACAUGACAUCAACAUUCCCAAAGAAAAAAUCCAGAGCUGGUACUAUGAGGAGCGUCAAACCGCACUUAAAGAAGCCUCGAGGUAUCAAUUCCAAGCCCAUCCGCCAUUAUUAAGAGCACUUUUGGAGACGGAAGACGCCCUCCUAAUGUGCUGCUCCAGGUUCUCCUCAUCCGAAGCGGAACUCAGUGUGGGAAUGCGCGAACGAGAUCUGCGAAUGUGGUGCGCACAGAUCCGUUACAGCACCAGGGAGUUGAUCGACCUUUUCCAGCGACCAAUGGCCUUCAGACCCCCAUUCGUUGGCGGAAAUCGAAUCGGAUUGAUGUUAAUGGAACUGAGGAGGGAGUUCAUCCUAAAUGGAACCAUCCCUCAUCUUCUGCCGGACCUAGGCAUGCCGGCGGAUGCAGUUCUGGGAUCGGAAUCACCUUUAGAGAACUAUGUUCCACACGUGAAUUUUGAAAUCAUGGAUGAUAAUAAUUUCUCGGCAUUGUGGGCAAGUAAGUUAUGAAACAGAACGGAUAUGAUGGAGAGAAUAGGAAGGGAAAAAAUUUUUUUUGAGAGAAAAAUUAAUUUUUUUACAAGGAAAGUACUUCUAUGGGGUAUGGAGUUACAGGUCGAGACAUGUAUCAAAAACAUCGCAAAAUUUUUCUGAUUCAGAAUAUGUAAAAAUUAGCUGCCUAAUUUUGGUUUGUAAUGGUGAAAAAAUCCUCAGAACUUUUCUCGCAACACCGCGCAAAGCUUUUUUGACCAAGUUUUUACCAAAUCAAAAGCUUUGGUUUGAGCUAAAGUAAACCCUGGUAUCUUGAUAAGCCUUAAAAUAUCAAAUUUGAUUUUUAUACUGCACCUUUAUUAGUAGUUACAAAUUUAGUCUUAAUGUUAUAUAGGAACUGCUAAUUAAGGUGUAGUACUAAUCAAAUUUGAUAUUUUAAGGCUUGUCAAGAUGCCAGGGUUUACUUUAGCUCAAAACAAAGCUUUUGGUUUGGUAAAAACUUGGUCAAAAAGGCAUUUGCAUGGUGUUGCAAGAAAAGUUCAGAGGUUUUUUCGCCUUUACAACCCCAGAUUAGGCAGCUAAUUUUUAAAUAUUCUGAAUCAGAAAAAUUUUGCGAUUUUGUUGAUAUAUGUAUCGACCUGUAACUCCAUACCCCAUAGAAGCACUUUCCUUGAGAGAAAAAUUAAUUUUUUUUUAUUUUUUUGCCAAAAAAUAUGAUUUUCUGAAUUUUUAGAUCCCCUGAUUUUGGCGACAAAACAACAACCAGACUCGGAACUUCAUCGACAAGCAUGCUCAGUCAAAGCCAAACCCCCACUAAUCGCAUUAAUGGACGAGGAAGUGAAUAAAAUCAUCCAUUGGCAAAAGGAGUUCCCAAAACAUAAAUUUGCGUCGAAGGUUGCCAAUGAAUCCAAUGUGGAAGUGGCCCGAGGCGCGAUUGUGAAGUACAUUUUGAUGAUACGAGCCGGGUUAUUAAGAGAUAUGCGGGCACAGCGAAUCCUCAAUUUUUAUUCAAGGCAUACGAGCAAUGUUCAGGGACAUCGAAGGGCAAUUGAGGUAAGAGUUUUAAAAUUAUUUUUACAAAAUUAUAACAAAAUUUUGUCAUGGAUAAUAUAAAUCAUUUUCAGCAAAGAGGAGACCUCCAACCACUCGCCCCCACCUUCCCACCACCACCCAGAGAACGCCAUCCGCCAUGGCAAGGCCCACCGCCGCUCAUGGAUCGGCCCCCGUUUCGGGAAGACUCCCCGAAUAUGCACCGAGGACCCCCACCACCAUUGAUGGAUAUAAGAAAACGCGAAAGAUCUCCGCACAGAAGAUUCGACAGAAGAGAACACGACCGAGAAUGGGAACAUCGGAGGGAUAGAAGAGGACCGGCUGGAAGAAUGAGAGAUGUUUCACCGGGUAAGAACAAAAAAAACCACGAUCUUUGAUUACAAAAUAGAAAAUCUGGAAAUUUUUUGAUAAGUUAGCCGAAAGAACCUGUUUAAAAUAAGUUUUAUGGGUGGUAAGACGCCAUGAAAAUGAUUUUGCUAUUUCACUUUAUUUGGUUUUUAUUUUUUUCCGACCAAGAACGCAAAAAAGCCCACGGAAGCAAAAAUGCCACGAACCGGGAUCGAACCGGUGACCUUUAGAUCUUCAGUCUAACGCUCUCCCAACUGAGCUAUCAUGGCAACGGGGAGUGAGCGCUGGGGACUCGAAGAGAAAAGAAGGGGAAAACGAGAGGGAACUUUUUAGUGAAUAAAAAAAGGUUUUUUCUAGGAAAAGGAAGCUUGUUAUGGGCGGGAAAAUAUUAAGAUUACCGGGAUAAGUUUGGAUGGAUUUGAAUGGGAAUGUAUUUUUUUUAAUUCCAAAAAAAAUUUUUUUAAAUAUCGUCUGAGCAAAUCAAUUAAUCCAAAGUAUAUUUUGAUGAUAAAAUUUAAAGUUUCAGACCGAUCGCGCUUCCGGAAUGGCCGAAAUUUUGGUCCACCACCUCAAGGGCCUCGCAACGGAACUGUCUUUACCCCACAGGUGCCAGAACCAACGAAAGAGAAAGAACCCGAACCGCCAAAACCGAAGAAACCCAAGAAAGUCGUCAACGAAGAAGACCUCUCCGAAGGCGAAAUCCUCAGCUCGGAUGAAGAUUAG